AUGGCAGAAGAUCGUCCACUCGAAGAGAGAUACAAAGCCUGCAUGGUGCUCAGUGGUGCUGCUGAUGCUUUGGGUUACAACCACGGCAACUGGGAGUUCAACCGUGACGGGGAGUCCAUCCACAGAGAAGUGGCUGAAAUGGGUGGUGUUAGCAAACUGGACGUCAAGGAUUUUCCUGUAAGCGAUGACACUGUGAUGCAUCUGGCUACAGCAGAGGCUUUGGUAGAGACUGGAGACGGGGCCUCUCUCAAAGACCUGUAUCUGGCCCUGGUGAAAAAGUACAUUCAUUGUAUGAACGACAUGGAUGGAAGGGCACCAGGCAUCACUUGCCUUAGUAGUACAAAUCGACUUCAGCGUAUGGGUGGCACCACAUGGCAAAUCCCUUUCAACCGUGGCGGAGGAGGAUGUGGAGCAGCUAUGAGAGCCAUGUGCAUUGGCCUGCGUUUUCCAUGGCCUGAACAGGAGGACCUGCUGGUGGCUGUGAAUGUAGAGAGCGGGAGGAUGACUCACCACCAUCCAACAGGUUACCUGGGGGCCUUGGCCGCAGCCCUCUUCACAGCCUAUGCAGUGAGGGGUCAACCCCCAGUAGAGGCCUGGGGCAGUGGCUUGAUGCAAGUCCUGGAGAAAGCCAAGGAGUACGUGAAGCGGUCAGAGUACUGUGUGGAGGAAAACCUGGCACACUGGAAGUACUUUGAGGAAAAGUGGAGAGGCUAUUUGGAGAAAAGGGGCAUCCUUGAUGGUACAGGAAAACCUCAGUUUCCUGCCAAUUAUGGGGUUAGAGUGAGGGAAAGAUUCUACAGCUCUGUCAGCUUCCGUGGAGAGGGUGGUUCCAGUGGGCACGAUGCACCAAUGAUAGCCUAUGAUGCUCUCUUAUGUGCGGGUGAUUCCUGGGUUAAGUUGGCCGACCAUGGCUUCUUUCAUGGUGGCGACAGUGAUUCCACAGCUGCCAUCGCGGCUGCCUGGUGGGGAGCUCUCUACGGCUUCCGUGAUGUUCCCAAGUCAAAUUAUAAGGGGCUAGAAUAUCGUGACCGUUUGACCAAGUUGGGAGAGAAGCUAUACAUGUUAAGGGGGAAGCCUCUCCUUGCUGAAGAUCCAUGCCUGUCAAAUCAACAGUAAUCAGCAUUUA
This is a messenger RNA of Chanos chanos (milkfish), 1126 nucleotides long. Its product is annotated as protein ADP-ribosylarginine hydrolase-like. Gene Ontology annotation, biological process: protein de-ADP-ribosylation. The record is from RefSeq and is a predicted model, not a curated record. Bases 1 to 1116 code for a protein of 371 amino acids. Gene Ontology annotation, molecular function: magnesium ion binding; ADP-ribosylarginine-[protein] hydrolase activity. NCBI's taxonomy places the organism in Eukaryota, Metazoa, Chordata, Actinopteri, Gonorynchiformes, Chanidae. The transcript has 3 exons.